Molecule: messenger RNA, 4273 nt
Organism: Bemisia tabaci
Lineage: Eukaryota; Metazoa; Arthropoda; Insecta; Hemiptera; Aleyrodidae
Gene: Sras
Product: Ras converting CAAX endopeptidase Sras
Biological process (GO): CAAX-box protein processing
Cellular component (GO): endoplasmic reticulum membrane
Molecular function (GO): metalloendopeptidase activity
Source: RefSeq, a predicted model, not a curated record
UCACGGGAAAGUCACGUGACCUCAGUUGAAGAAUGGACGGAGACGCGUUGCCCUGUGCCAAUUGUAUCUCAUCUGUUUUAGCAUGUUUAAUUUUAGCCACCACGUUUGUAGGGAGUUUGUACGUUUGGAAGUCUCCCCAUUCCAGAAACCACCCUUCUGUCAUCAAGCAAAGGUUCCUUAGCGGUUUUUUUAUGACAUUCAUCUCACCAGUAUUCCUGUGGUUAUUUUUACCAAAGGAAAUUCUCCAGAAAAAUAGCAUUCCAGAAUUGCUGGGAUUUCGACUACCAGGAUUGAUUCAAGCACUAGUCAUACCUUUGUUACUGACUGUGAUUUUAUUUUUGGGGCAAGUAGCUGAUGCAGCUUUUAGAGGCUUUAAAAACAUUUUCUCAGAAAAAUCGAGUAAAACUGGCAAUGAUCAGUCAUGGGAUGGUUGUGAAACAGAUCCAAAUUUACCAAAUUUUACAAAUGCAAGUUUACCGUCAGAUUCAGAUGAGUGUCGGGACUUCUCUGAGCCACAGAUUUGGAUAUGGUUACGCAACUACAUAGUUGCACCUCUGUCAGAGGAAGUUAUUUUUCGUGCAUGCAUGUUACCUCUUUUAUUGACUUGUUUCAAGCCAAUGGCUGCUGUAUUCAUUUGUCCGCUUUUUUUUGGAACCGCUCAUUUCAACCGCUUAGCUGAGAGAGUCUUGGCGGGAGUUGACUUUAAACAUGCUUUCUUGUUUUCCUUUUUUCAGUUCAUCUAUACAACAAUAUUUGGUGCAUAUUCGGCCUACUUGUUCGUCCGCACCGGUCAUUUUGUCCCUUCAUUUCUAGCCCAUGUUUUCUGCAACAUUAUGGGACUCGCAGAUAUUAUGGAAAUCGUUUCGCUGCCAGAGCCUCGCAGGAGUAUAACAGCAGCUAUCUUUGUAAUCGGUUUCAUAUCAUGGUGCUACCUCCUAUCACCUUUGACCAGUCCAGCUCUAUACUCCAACAACCUGUUUUGGGCCGACAGCUUAUCGUGAAGGAGUGAUUUACUUUCGGGAGUCAAAACUUUUCUAGUCAGUGUGAAUUUUUUUUACAUAUGAGAAACCAGUUGCUUUAUGUUUUGAACCGUACCGUUGAUCAGUUUUAAGUUUACAGGCUUUGUCAAAACAUACAGGCGUAUGUUUUUGUUACUCUUUGCCGCGGACCCAGCUUGAUGUUUGUGGAAGCUUUCUUAAAAGAAAGCAUUCAAAAUACUGUUUAAUCUAUUAGACGUCAACAUCACCAAUUUUUUUUAAAAAAUAUCAAAUUUCUUUUAGGAGUAAGUGUUAAUUUUAAGUUUUUGAAAGCAGGGUUUGAAAAAAUCAAAUCACAGAUCUUUAUCUUCAGAGGAGAACGGCACGGUUUAGUUCAGAACGUCUGUUGAAACUGAGCAUGUGAUAAACUCCAGAAUAUAAGCGUUCUUCUGGACCUCAUCAACCUGAUUGCUAAAACCAAUUCUGGCUUGUGUAACAAGAUAAGGCCAAGCAUAGCCUUUUUUGUGCCGUGCAGUAUACAAUUUUUUAAUGUCCUGUCCUGCUGUCAUAAAUGUCAACAGUGAGGCCAAAGAGCUUAUCAGAAAAAGAUUUAACUAGGUUUCAACAUGAACUGCUUCAAUUAAGAAGUAACCAAUUUAAAGUUACUCAGAGAAUAGUUAUUAAAUUAAAAGCUAAACGCAUAGUUGAAACGAUCAUUCUCAAAAAGACCGAGGGUCAAAAAUGAAAAUAAGAGAAAAACAGAAGAAGCUGCAUUAAUGGGCCAGUUUAAAAUCUUAGAUUAAUUAAUAACGUCAUUAAUUACUCAAGGGCUUUGAUAUUUUAGACCCUGACAUUUGGAAAGUAUUGAUCAGAAUGGUUUUGUUUUUUUUGUAUUUUAAUUUCUAGCGCUUCAGUCUUCCUGAGAUUGACUGUUUCAAGUAUUUGUUUACCUGUGUGAAGUUUUCACCGUGUCCAGUGUACAGAAGGGAUAAACUCAAUAGAACCUGGUCAACCACCAAAGCGGAUUUGGCCAUUUUGAAGCACUGUGACGUCAGGAAGGUACGGUUUUUGCCAUGCAAUUCGAGGUUGAGCCGACUCCCCCGGCCUCGGCCGGCCCAUGUACCCGAUGUACCCGAUACCGUGUGACGUCCAGAGGGUACGAAAUGCGACCACCAUUCUUUAUCCGCCUUGGUCAACCACGUUCGUUCACUUAAACCAGUUGAAUAUUAACUUGCGUAAACUUGACGUACACUGUUUAAUUCGUGAAAAUGCAUUUCCUUCAAAUUUUGAAGGCGUCCAAAUAAAAAUCUGAACUAGAAGUACAUAUUUUGAUGGGGGAAAGAUUGUCAUCUUCUAACCAGUUAAAACCGUCAGUCAGAAAUAUUUUGACAGGUUCUAUUGUUCUGGAGUUCCCUCUCCACUUUCAUGGGUCUUUUCCUCUGCAUUUUGAAUUUUAUUUUUAUAUUGAGAUUUUCUUUUUUCAUUCAUCAAUUAUUUUCAUUUGGUUUAAGCAUCGGCAUAAACGGUAAGAUUUUUUUCUCAAUCGUUUCCCCUCUACAUUUUUGAGGGACAUUGCUUCAAAAAUCGACUUUACGUAGGUUGUGAGCGUUUCAUUGCUUUUUAUUUACCAUGGUGCCAAUUUGGAAAGGAUUCGACUUUAGAGAUCCUUCAAAAAAAUUUUCAGUGAUUAAAAAUUUGUGCCACCCCCAUACAUUUGAGGUAAGCAUGACAAAACGCACAACUCAUGUAAACUUUUUAAACUUUUCUAUAAGUCACGUGUAAGUUGGUUAGUAGCGAAGAGAAGAGGUUUAGAUUUUCCAAUUCUUUCUUUUUUUUCAGUGAUAAAAUAUUCCAGACGCACGCAGAUUUUCUCAACUACUGAGAAUAACCACUAGAAGUUUACUGAUUUAUUAUCAAUUAUGACAAAACAUUGCAUUUACAUGUUUUUAUAGUGCUAUGCUCUCAUGUACUGAAGCAGGCAUUUAACCUGCAUAUCUGUUGAGGUUUUAAUUCCUUGUAGGAAGGUAAACACAGGAUCAGUUACCUGUAACCCGCCAAGCAGGCAGGUCUGUAAACUUUUAAUUCUUAUAUAGAAUACUUAACUUACUGUUAGUUGAACUUUCUACUAACUAGGUGAUAUUGGGCAAUGUUCCCUUUUUAUGAUCGAUGGUAUCAUCAUGAGCCUCGACAAGCGUAGGGACCCUCAGCCCACCUUAGAGCCUGUUAUUGCGGAGGACGAAUUUGUAUUUGACCCUCUUAGAGGCAGCAGACAUGGUCAGCUUGAUUUGAGGUGUUCUUCACCCGCCCGGCAAUGGUUGCCAAAAGGGUUGCCGAAACUUUGAUGUAUGACCACGGUCAAAAGUGACGUUAUGAUGUUUUUCCUUUCAUGCUAUUGAUUUUCUACAACUCAUCUGAGGAGUGAGACUUCCAGAACACUUUCUAUUUUUAUACAAAUGUGCUUUUCUCUUUUAACUAGCAUGAUCUACCAGUCAGAAUUGUGACUUGAUUUAUAGUAAGUAUUUAACAGAACUUGGCGAUGUGAUAUAUUUCUUAAGACGACGCUGCCAUAAAAUAUAAUUAGGUUGUUUGAAUUAAUUAUAAAAAAAUCAUACUGAUUGGGAGGGAUCUAAUAUAGCUCUUAUUCAUUUGACAAGUUUUUCUCAGAGACUCAUUGUAAAAGUGGAUGGAUCUAAUCUAAAUCAGCCAAACACCACCAAAAAUUGCCUAAUUUUCUUGCAUGUCAUAUUUUUUCAAUAGGAAAAACAACAUUCUGAUUUGAAAUUUUUUAAGUAUAUUCUUCAGAACUCUGGAGAUGUUCAACGAAUUUCAAGGUGCUAUGGUGUUUAGUUUAAUGUUACAAGAGAUAAAUCAUGAGAGAAAAUUAGACAACAUGAAAUAUAGAAGACUAAUUUGCGUCAAAUGUGUCUAAUGUGGAAGUUAGCAUCCAUUCAGGAUGGCGCCUAAAGCUGAAUUACUGAUGCAUUGUUGCUUUCCUAUUUUGUUUUACUUGUAGGCUUUAAAUUCAAAGCUUAGUCAUUUGUUCUCAACUUCCAUGAAGAAUUGGCUUCACCACUUCUUUCAAAGAUUUCUUUUUUCAUAACGUACAAUUGAAUGUCUCCAAGAUCAUGUCCAUAGUUGGGUCAAUCUUUGUAGAGAACUGUCUUAAUGAAUGAAAAGUUCUUUUAUUUUAUUUUUCUUCUAAUUCUAAUUAAGUGUAUUUUUUGUUAACUGUGAGAAAUAUUUACCUUCAUUAUACAUUUCUAUAUUUGAAAUUAUAAUUAAUAUUUUUUGUGGAA